Osmerus eperlanus (European smelt) is the source of this 2271-nucleotide messenger RNA. It is a transcript of the gene mettl25, whose product is annotated as methyltransferase like 25. NCBI's taxonomy places the organism in Eukaryota, Metazoa, Chordata, Actinopteri, Osmeriformes, Osmeridae. The record is from RefSeq and is a predicted model, not a curated record. Bases 271 to 2151 code for a protein of 626 amino acids. The transcript is spliced from 12 exons.
CUUCCUUCUUGUCGCAUCGUGAUUACGUAGCAAAGAGGUAGCUAUCCACUUGCAAAAGGCAUGCAAGUAGAUACAAGAUAAAUCGAUCAUUGUUCAUUUGACCUUCCAUUACAGUUUACAGUGGACUUUGGUACACCCAUCAUGGCGUCUUUGUGACGACUAGAAAAUUAUCCCUUCGUUGUGCAACUACUAAUGCCUUUGUGGACGUGCGAUAGCGAAAUCCUAGUAAGCUCCCACAGAAAGCACGUUAACGUUUGAUAGUUUGUAUCUAUGGCAUCGCAUUUCUAUUCUCUCGAAGCAAUUCGAAACAAGAUAGAUGAAGUCAAGCAAUUCCUUUCUGUUUCGCUGAGCAUAGCGAAUGCACACACUGUUGAUUUUUACACGCGCGAUGUGUGGGAUCAGUUUAUGUUUGUGCCACCAGCGGAGUUGCUAGCAGCAAUCUCAGGUGCUGUCCACAAGAGGCCGUCAGUUGACUGUGAUAUCAAAGCUGAACUUGCAGAUAAGACAAAGACCAAGACAACGUUUGGUUUCUGCAAUGAAACUAAGCGGCUGGUGAAUGUGGACGAGCUGUUGAAAGCUGCCAAGGCCCACUCCCUGCCUGGUCUCGGGGUGUGCAUGUCCAGGAACGAACUGCUGGAGUCCCUCAAAGUCACUGACCCCUCACCCCCGGAAGAAGGAGCUGUGAUAGAGCCGGCCGAGUUUAUGAACUCUAAGAAAUCGCAUGAGGUCCGGGCCAUGUCGGAGCUGGUGUCUAGUUUAGCCAGACACUGCAGAGUAAAACAGGUGAUUGAUGUGGGCUCAGGUAAGGGCUAUCUGUGCUCCUUCCUGUCUCUGCAGUACGGCCUCAGGGUGUAUGGCAUCGACUCCUCCAGCACCAACACGCACGGCGCCCAGGAACGAAACAGGAAGUUGAAGAAGUACUCCAGGGCUUACCAAAAACACAGUCAAGCCGGCAGGAAGGUGAGGGGAGGAGCCUGUGCAGGAGAGGAGACACCUGUGGAUGACAACCCAGAGAAAGUGGAUACCAGCAAGCCUAGUUGGGUUGAGAAGGCAGACUGGAGGAGAGAGGCCGUGUCCCAGCCUAGCACCGCAGAAUCAUGUCCACCGGAGAAAGAAGUGACGUCGCAGAGCGACGAGGAGAAGAUCCCAUCUUCAUCCCUCCCCUCUGUCCCCAAGUGGUCCGAGGUCAACUCCGUAGCCGAUGGAGCCACUGACCCGGAGACCCCAGAAUCAGAGGCAGGUGAUCUGUUCCUCAGCACCCUAUCUGUGGAUGCGAUCGACCCUGUGUGCCCCAGGACUCCCCCCAGCGAGCUGAGCGUGGAGGAGAGGGAGAGGAGGAAGAGGGAGAACCUGCAGAGGAAGGCCCAGAACAGGACCAACGGGAACGGCGGCCUGUACUCACCUUUGACCUCCUACGUCACCGCGGAGACGGAGCUACGAGAGAUCAUCUCUGAGCUGGAGGAUGCCGUCAUGGUCGGGCUGCACACGUGUGGAGACCUGGCUCCCAGCACCCUGCGCAUGUUUGCUGCCAAGCCAGAGCUGCUGUCUGUCUGCAGUGUGGGCUGCUGUUACCACUUCCUGUCUGAGGAGUACGACCCCAGCACACAGGACUGUCCAGUGAGCGGUGUGUGUGGGUUCCCCAUGAGCCGGUACCUGAGAGACCAAUCGUGGUUCUGUGGUAGAAACGCCAGAAUGUCAGCCUGCUUGGCUUUGGAGAGAGUGGCAGUUGGCCAAGGGAUUCAGAUGGAGUCCCUCUUUUACAGGGCGGUUCUACAUGUCAUUUUAAGAGACCACUACAGUUCCUUCAAAAGUGAGAGGCGAGUGGGAAACGUGUAUUCCAAGGCCAGCUCGUUCGUGGACUACGUCCGCAAGGCAGUCAGAAGAUUGGGGCUGGACGAGUCAAAGCUCUCAGACAGUGCCAUCCAGGAUUACCAGGACAUGUACACACCAAGGAUGUGUGAGAUGCAAGCCUUUAAUAUGCUGAAGGUAACGCUGGCACCCUGCAUCGAGGGCUUGAUCCUGCUUGAUCGUCUCUGCUACCUGAAGGAACAGGAGGACGUGUCAUUCUCCACGCUGGUGCAGCUCUUUGAUCCGGUGUUGUCGCCGAGAUGUUACGGUGUUGUGGGAGUGAAGACACCUGGGACAGCAUGAGACCCCCGACCGAGCCGUCAGCGGGCUGCAUCGCUCCUGCAGUACCGCUGCCUUUUUCUGUGUUAACCUGUUUCAGGUUUUUAUGCUGUACUAAAUCUAAAAGGAACAUUAAACAAACAG